Messenger RNA from Beta vulgaris subsp. vulgaris (sugar beet), 930 nucleotides. RefSeq lists its product as uncharacterized. The record is from RefSeq and is a predicted model, not a curated record. Bases 75 to 476 code for a protein of 133 amino acids. The transcript is spliced from 3 exons. NCBI's taxonomy places the organism in Eukaryota, Viridiplantae, Streptophyta, Magnoliopsida, Caryophyllales, Amaranthaceae.
UUGAACAUUUGUUUCUAAAAAAUCCUUUGUUUCCUAGGAUCCUCAGUGCUCUUAAAAAAACUAAGUCGAUCAACAUGGUGAAACCUUUUUUAAUCACCUCUAUUAUUCUCAUGUCCUUCAUUUCUUACAUCCCAGCAUCCACAAUUGCUGAAGCUGCUAGGCUUGCUGGAGGUGCUGAUAACCGUUAUUAUGUUGAUUCUUUGAGAGAUUUAGAGAGGCCUGCAAGUUCGCCGCCACCUUAUCCAGAGCCAGCUUCUCCAACACGUUAUGGUGUAGAUUCAAGUAAUAAUUGUAACAUGAGAUACGUAACAUCUACAACGGAAGUUGGAAACAAUAAUAUUGCUUUAGAGAGGCCACAUUUUCCACCACCACAUUAUCCAAGACCAGCCCCUCCAGUGCGUUAUGAAGCUCCAACUAAUGAUCAAUUAUCUGCUAAUGAUAUGGCCUCAACAUUCUCAUAUAGGAGUGCUAUAUAAAUUUUAUUGAAUGUAUGAUCUUCUCUGUAUCAUAACGUGAGAUAGAGGAUUGGAGCAAGUAUUCAAGCUUCCGAAUUCGAGGCGAAAGGCUUAGGUUCGAUUCUCAACAGGCUCACUCUUGGAGAUCAUAAAAGAUAUAUAUAUGCAUGUAUCAAUAUAUCAUACGAUUGCUAUAUAGGACUUUAUGCUUGCUACUUUCUACUGUCUACAGUUCUAUACUAUGCUUUGUUUUGAGUUUCCUGCAGCACUGCAGAAGUCAUCCAUGUUUCCUAUGUAUGUUGUUUUGGGAGAGGAGUUAUUGUAGUAAUGGCUCCUUGCCAAUUCCUAGUGUGAGGUUUGGAUUAUUACCUACUAUAAUAAAAUGUAAGCUCAUAUUGUGUGUAAAUGUUUUCUUUUAGUAAAGGUGAACAUGUUGCUUGGAGUACCAAAUUAUUAAAAGUUGUACUAUUAUGUA